AUGACGACUCGGCAACCCCUGGAGAACCACGAGUAUAUGACGACUACGCGCGACCUGGACGAUGAGAUGGAAUACUCUACAGACCCUCCCCGUGAAGACUGCGCUGCCGGCGCCCCGCAGAGGGUGCUUCAGCGCAAGAGAUCGGCUGUCACGUCAGCCAGUGACGACCAACACACUUCUGGUACGAGUGACGCUGGAUUGAAGAAAACGCCACCUAAGAAGAGGGCGGCUCCACGACAGCGCACGCCCGUUGCCCCUGUACCUACUGCCAAUCAGUGCGACGCCCUACAGGAUGGCGCCGACUCUGAAGAUCCCGACGAGCCUCCACCGCCGACGUCCCGCUCCGAUGGCCAACAGCAGCGGCGCCGAGCUGCGCCACCACCUGCUCCACCUGCUAUUCCUCCGCGACAACCCGCCCAGCGGCACCUGCUUGCUGCUCGGGCAGACCUUGGCUACGCCGACGUCCUCCAGGGCCGGACGACGCCUCCUCCUGCCCCUGCUGUCCAGCCUCCGCGACGCUCUAAAGACGGGCCUGCUCCACCUGCUGCAGCUGAUGACUUCAUCGCGGUCUGGAAUGAAGUCCAGGCCACCCUCGUGGCUGUCUCCGCCGCUCUGGCCCAGCUGCCGACCGCCAUCACUGCUGCAGUCCAUGCAGCCCUCCGAAGUUUCCCCACCGCCACGGCGUUCGCAUCCACUGGCCAUGGCUCACAACCUUAG
This is a messenger RNA of Schistocerca piceifrons (Central American locust), 717 nucleotides long. Its product is annotated as actin cytoskeleton-regulatory complex protein PAN1-like. The transcript is spliced from 2 exons. The record is from RefSeq and is a predicted model, not a curated record. The coding region runs from base 1 to 717 and encodes 238 amino acids. Lineage: Eukaryota; Metazoa; Arthropoda; Insecta; Orthoptera; Acrididae.